AUGUUUAUUAACAGGACUUACCAAACGAAUGCUGAAGCCACCCAGACUCAUCAGACAGUCACACCAAUUCCUGAGAGCUCUUCUAGAGAUGUCAAAACAAAGACCCCGAUACGAGAAUCCAUGGAAAUGGUCGCAAUUCAACUACUCGACAAACCCAACACUACAGCUGAAACGCCAGUUAUAGCUGACACCAGAAUACCACCCAAACUAAAAACUCAAGUCAAACACAGAAUAAAAACGAGAAAUGAAAAUGGCGAAGAGUACGAGAAUGCUCACCCUGGUGUGGCAGUUCCUGUCACGAUCGAAGAAUUGGACACAGAGAACAAAAUAAACGAGCCUAGUGAGUCUUCGACCUCCAAUGAAGGCAUUUCCACUUGGAUUUCAUUGAGCAAUUCAGCCAAGGAAAACGUUACUACUGAGUCGUCAAAAGUAGAGGAAAUCACAAAGAAACCUAAGCCCGCUGUUUCAAAGAACAAACCCAAACGUCCUCAGAAUAAUAAAAUACCUAAACGUCCUAUAAUUGGCAGCACUAACAAAGCUGACUUGGUUGCCAGUGGAUCGGCUAUCAACGAGAAUGUCUAUAAUAAGAUUAAGGAUACAGUGUUGUCUAAUGUCCAGAAAAACAAGAACACUUCAGUUCGUCCAGCUACGACAACUACAACCACAACAACAACUACCACUACUACCACCACCGAAGCACCAACAACGAAAAAGGAAACUAAAAUCCCUAUCGUAACGCCAGUAACAGUAACAGUGACUUCAAAACCUAAGAAAAAGAACAAGAAUAAACAAAAAACUACUACUACCUUAGCACCUCCCGUCAUUAGCGACUCAGCAUUGCUACCUACAGAAGCAAAAGAGCAAGAAAUUGAGCUGGAAGUAAGCACUCCGGCAACUACAACCAAGAAACCUAAAAGAAGCUCAACAAGAAAGAAGAACAAGACUAAGAAGCGUAAAACCUCUACACCUAAACCAAGCACAGAAGUCGCUAUCUCCGAUGUCAAAACCUCAAACAAAACUAAGUCAAAUAAGAAUGCGAAAAAACCGGCUGCUGCACCAACUGGGGCUAUCACUACACAAAUCUAUAACUAUUUGUCUAGAGAAGUGAUGCCAUCUGUGGGAGUAGGUAUGUUAGGCUUGGCUAGUUUAGUAGGUAUUGCUGGUUACUUCUUGUAUCCAUUUGCAACUCCAGUUCGUAGGACGUUUGAAGUAGACAAGAAUGACGAUAUUUACAGAAACAAUGCUGAGGAAUAUGCUAAUGACGGAAAUGGUCAAGCUGAAGAAGAAAUGCUGGGUACAGUUUUAGCUGGAAUGCCCGCCCACGCCAAACAAAAGUUGAACCCUUAUGCUGGACAAACUGCGUACACAAGUCGUUAUCCAGUAAAAAAAGAACAAGAUAUUAGAUAUAGACAAGUUGCCACUGGUUAUAAGCCUAAUCCCAAUUAUGGCAAGGUACAUUACGCUCAACAAAAAACUGGAAUAGCUCAUGCUGCUGUUUAUUCGAAGCCAAUUAGCUACAGUCCUCACUACGAAACUAGACAUGCUUAUACGACGGAAGGAAAAUACAAUUAUGAGAAACCUCAACAACCAAAUUAUACUCCAUACCCAGCGGUAGAACCUAUAUACGCUGCUCCACAAACUGGUCCGACAGGCAUUUCAGCUUAUGGUAAUGAGAAUUCCAACUCAGUUGUGUAUGGUGUAAAGCCAGCAGCUGAAUCUGAUUUCAAACCUGUAUACCCAUUUGAAGGUCAGUUCUUUAGUGAAACUACUAGUAGUUCAGUGACUUAUCCUCCAACGUCUAUGUAUUUGGGAUCUAAUAACGAUUCAGAUAAUCAAGAAGAAAAAUAUGAUGACAAUACAAGCGGCAGUGAAGCAAGUUCUGAAUCUAGCGACAAUAAAUUUGUAGUGGGAAAUGUUCCCAAGGAGUUAGUUGACUCGGCUACACCUGCAGUUGUACCGGAACACGGUCCAAGAAAUUUAAGGAAGAAGCGUAGUAUUUCGGGUUCCCUGGAAGAGCUUUUGGCUGAAAAGGGAAACAGAGACAUCUUCAUAAGUAAUGAGAUUGAUGACGUUUACAAUAUUAAUAACCCUGUCAGAAACCUUGCUGCUAAUAAUGUUGAUGACACCACGGUUUUUCCUAAAGAUGUCACCGAAGUUUUUGCUCUAUCAGAAUCAGAGAAAGACGCUAAAUUAAAUGAAGCCACUACUGAUAAGAUUGAGGUUGUAGAGAGCGUGUCAACGAUUCCAGUUAAUAGUAAAAACGAUAAAACGACAGAACCUGAUAUGUCUAAUGAAAUGGAAACUACGACAAAAACGUUUAAAGUGUAUGAAGUGUUCCCUUCAAGGAAUACUGAAGUAACAGAGCGCAACAGUCCAAUCAACUCGCCCACAUCGACUGUACAAAGUAUGAUGACUGAGACAACGACUGAUUUAAAAUCUGAAACAACAUCAACUAUGCCUACAGUACCAGUUUCAACUGACAAGCCAGCAACUACGUCAAAACCUUGGAAUGAUCCAGAAAUUGUCACAUACCCCCCUUUAAAUCAGCAGGGUGGAUUCUUAAACUUCUUACAGAGAUUAGUAGACUUUAAGUUUAGACUUGGUCUUGGUAUUUUACAAACAACUGUUGACGCUUUAAAUAGAUUUAGGGAUGACACUAUGCAAAAAGUAACAAAUGCCUCACGAACACAUAAUGGCUAG
Messenger RNA from Spodoptera exigua (beet armyworm), 2700 nucleotides. The record is from the annotation of a GenBank genome assembly. NCBI's taxonomy places the organism in Eukaryota, Metazoa, Arthropoda, Insecta, Lepidoptera, Noctuidae.